UAAAAAUCACAUAACCUAAUAGAAAAACACAGUUUCUCAAAAAUACACACAAGAUAAUUUGUUUAAUUUUUUGCAACUGCUUACAAACAACUACUUAUCAAUAAUAAGUACCAGACCUUUCAUUUAAUGGUAAAAUGGAUUGGAACCUAAGGUACGACAUACACAGCGACAAUGAAGGUGAAUUGUGUAAGGCUGGUCCAACCACCCGAAAUGUAUUAGAAAUGAACAGUGAAAAUUCGAUAUUUCAACAAAACGAUCUGUUUCCAUCGGCCUUUCCAUUUAUGGCUGAUAUAAGGAGACAAGGAAAAUUGUGCGACGUUGUCUUGAAGGUGGAAGGUCAGCAAUUUAGUGCCCACAAAAUAGUACUUGCCGCUACUAUUCCAUAUUUUCAUGCUAUGUUCAUGAAUGAUAUGGUAGAGUCCCGCAACAAGGAAAUUGAAAUUAAAUGUAUUGAUGCCAUUGCUCUAGAAGCUUUGGUCAACUUCGCUUAUACCGGAAAAGUAGUGUUGGAUAAGAACAAUGUGCAAAGCAUUAUGAUUGGCGCAUCGUAUCUACAGUUGAAUAAAGUGAGGGAUGCUUGUGCCAAUUAUUUAUUACAGAGAAUUCACCCUCAAAACGCGUUAGGGUUUCGUCACUUUGCAGAAUCGCUCGGAUCAUCGACUUUCGCAGACUCCGCGGAAAAGUACAUAGAAUGGUAUUUUCAUGAGGUAUCACAAAAUGAAGAGUACUUGAACUUAUCGGUAACAGAAAUUAAGGAACUGUUGAUGAAGAGCGAACUCAGAGUUGACAAUGAAGAGCAAGUGUUUGAGGCAUGCAUGCGAUGGGUUAAACACAAUGUGGAAAAACGAAAAGAUUUCCUGCCGGAGCUCCUAUCGCUAGUACGUUUACCACUUUUAUCGCCAUUGUACAUCACUGAUCGCGUUCGAAAUGAAGAACACAUUAGGUAUUCCAUCCAGUGCAGGGAUUUAGUAGAUGAGGCUUUAACAUUCCAUCUUAUACCUGAAAGAAGACCACUCAUCCAGUCAUUCCGAACAGAACCAAGGGUGUGUGACAUUAAAGGUUACAUUUACGUUGUCGGGGGUUUAAAUCGGCAUGGUGAUUCCUUGUCCACUGUGGAAUACUACGAUCCAAAGACCGAACAGUGGACAAUGGCCCCCCAAAUGUCAAUGAUGAGAUCUCGAUUGGGCGUAGCUGUGAUAAACCAUAAGUUGUAUGCUUUUGGCGGGUAUAACGGCCGAGAUAGACUGUCUAGUGUGGAGGUAUACGAUGCUUUACAGAAAAAAUGGACCACAGUAACACCAAUGAUUUGCAAGAGAAGUGCUUUAGGUGCGACGGCAUUAGGUGAUGUAAUCUACGUUUGCGGAGGUUAUGACGGCGUAACGUCGUUAAAUUCUAUCGAAAGGUAUCAUCCAAGUACAAAUUCGUGGUGUUCAUUAGCACCUAUGAACAAAUCUAGAAGCGCUGGCGCUGUUAUUGCGUGUCAAGGUUACAUAUAUGCGCUUGGUGGGCAUGAUGGAUUAUCAAUUUUCGAUUCUGUAGAGAGAUAUAAUCCAACUACUAACACCUGGAUUGAGGCUCCACCGAUGCUCACAAAAAGAUGUCGUUUGGGAGUUGCCGUUUUAGGAGGUAAACUUUAUGCAUGUGGCGGAUAUGAUGGAAGUUCGUUUUUGCGAACUGUGGAAAUGUUUUGCCCUAGAGCGAACAAGUGGACGUAUGUCGCCCCAAUGAAUGCACAGCGAAGUCGUGUGGCUUUAACGGCCAAUAUGGGUAAGUUGUGGGCAGUGGGAGGUUAUGAUGGUAUUACCAACCUUAUAACGGUGGAAAUUUAUGAUCCAAAGAAGGAUACAUGGGAAUAUGCGCCGGAUAUGAUAGCACAUGAGGGUGGGGUAGGUUUAGGGGUAAUAUCAGUUCCUUGCGAAAAAACCGAGGACUGAGCCGUGUGAUUUUUAAUAUAGAUAUAUAUGUGCUAAAAAGUAAUUUCGUCUAAGUUUAACUUAGUCAGAAAACAUUGAAGCUAAUUAGCGAAAAACAGUUAUUAUUAAAGUCGGUUUUUUAACUUAA
Dendroctonus ponderosae (mountain pine beetle) is the source of this 2061-nucleotide messenger RNA. RefSeq names its product kelch-like protein 18 (gene KLHL18). Gene Ontology annotation, molecular function: protein binding. The coding region runs from base 135 to 1934 and encodes 599 amino acids. The record is from RefSeq and is a predicted model, not a curated record. NCBI's taxonomy places the organism in Eukaryota, Metazoa, Arthropoda, Insecta, Coleoptera, Curculionidae. The transcript has 11 exons.